AUGCAGAAGCAAGACCCCGAGCGGUGGUAUCUUCCCAUCCAGCGCGUUGAAGUCCCGCGGACCCAUUUCCACGACCUGAGUUGGGCACAAGCAAUCAAGCAGCGCAUUUUACGAUUUUUAGCGCCAACGAGGUCACUUGCGUUCACAGACAAACACGAGUACUUCACGACCCGCUUUGUCGACCAAGUGAAAGAGUACAGCUAUGUUCGGAAGCAAGUAAAGCAGCUAUUUCUUGUGAACCGCUCUCAUCGUAUAGCACAACUCAAGGAGCUGUGCGCUAGUCUCAAUCUAAGCGAACCACCGGAGCAAUGGGACGACGAGGUGGACAAUGUGCAGGACCUUCUUCAACUUUCAGGCAAAACGCUCUCGUCUAAUCUGGGAAUACCGACUGGACUUAUGAACAAUACGCGCGUGUAUGAUGUCUUGGACGCUGUACCGAGUCCAGAGGUGUUAACAGAGGAGAGGAAUCAGCUCAGCCAGCAAGAAAUCGAGCUGCUCGACCAGUAUUGCUCAAGCAUCAAGCGCACGCGUGUUCUGAGGUCUCACUUACAAGAGGUAGACGAAGACCUCGCCAACUACGCCCACCUGCUGAAGACACAAGCUACCGUCGAGUUGACAUAUUUCCGCGGUUUCCGUGACUGGUGUCAGGUCAUGCUGCAGCUCACAAGUAACCUUUCGAACUCGCUCAUUGCGGUUUCGACUCUUGGCGCGGGUUUGAUAUACUCGACUGUGUUUGGAGCAACACGAGGCGAUGUCGGACUGAUGUGUUACUGCUUCCCCUUCUUUAGCUGUGGCUUCCUGCUGCCUGUUAUCAUCCAGAUCAUGCUCAGCUGGGGCGCUAACCUGCAACGCGAAGCGAUGUUUGCCAGUCAACGAUUUUGGACCAUCGUCAUUGGAAUUUUCAUGUCAAUAUCCAGUCUGGCGGUCAUGGCCUCGCUCACUAUUCUUAACCUCACCGUGUUCCUCCUCAAGCCCGAUCCGACCUCUGACCCUGGCCUCGACGCGCCGACGACCAUGGCUCCCGGCAUCAUUGCCUUCAGCAUCACUGGGUCGGUCUUUCUGCUCGUGCUGAUGGGAGCGUUGCUUAGCGCGAUUGCGGCGAGAGCAUUCACGACUAUCCGUGGAAUCCGGGCGGUGUUGAGCGCAGUAUAUGGCACAAACGGCCAAGGACAGGACGCGUUGAAAUUGUGGUUGCCUGUUUAG
Messenger RNA from Mycena indigotica, 1203 nucleotides. RefSeq lists its product as uncharacterized. The transcript is spliced from 8 exons. Bases 1 to 1203 code for a protein of 400 amino acids. The record is from RefSeq and is a predicted model, not a curated record. NCBI's taxonomy places the organism in Eukaryota, Fungi, Basidiomycota, Agaricomycetes, Agaricales, Mycenaceae.